CAGGGGCAAAAAUUCACUUGAGACCAUCUGUCUUCUUUUAGCUUACAAAAUAAAGUAUCCCAACAACUUUUUCCUGCUCCGUGGUAAUCAUGAAUGUGCAUCUAUAAACAGAGUUUAUGGUUUUUAUGAUGAGUGCAAAAGACGAUAUUCAGUAAAAUUAUGGAAAACUUUCACAGACUUGUUCAAUUGCUUACCUAUCGCUGCACUAAUCGAAGGUACAAUAUUUUGCAUGCAUGGAGGGCUUUCACCACAGCUUGUUGAUUUGAACCAGAUCAAAAAGAUUCAAAGACCAUUGGAUGUGCCAGAAAGCGGGCUGGUCUGUGACCUUUUAUGGGGAGACCCUGAUGAGCGUGUGGUAGGCUGGGGUCAAAACGACAGAGGAGUAAGCUACGUUUUUGGUUCAGAUGUUGUUCGAGGGUUUCUACGACGGCAUGGCGUUUCUUUAAUUGUAAGAGCACAUCAGGUUGUGGAAGAUGGAUACCAAUUUUUUUCACAACGAGCAUUACUAACACUUUUUUCUGCUGCGAAUUAUUGUGGCGAAUUUGACAAUGCUGGGGCAGUGAUGUCGGUGUCAGAAGACCUCACAUGCUGUUUCAGUAUUUUACCACAGGAUUCUGAUCCAGCUCACAAGGCCAGAUCAACUCAGCAGUGGCUGCAAAAAAACAUUCCAGAGUUCAUCUCUGCCUCAGAUGAACGCACUAGAUUAUCGGAUUUGGUCCGAACUGGUGAGGAUGGCAUCCCACAGAGCACUUUCCUCAAGAAGUGCACGCAGCUGCUAUUUAUCACUAGCCACGGAGAUCAAAUACCUUCACACAUCAUUCACUUUGAGCCUCAUCUCUUGGAUGUGAAUGAAGGAUGUGAAGUUACCAAUAUGUAUAUCAAUUGA
Nezara viridula (southern green stink bug) is the source of this 886-nucleotide messenger RNA. Lineage: Eukaryota; Metazoa; Arthropoda; Insecta; Hemiptera; Pentatomidae. The record is from the annotation of a GenBank genome assembly.